Messenger RNA from Culicoides brevitarsis, 831 nucleotides. Its product is annotated as tubulin polyglutamylase complex subunit 2. NCBI's taxonomy places the organism in Eukaryota, Metazoa, Arthropoda, Insecta, Diptera, Ceratopogonidae. The coding region runs from base 1 to 831 and encodes 276 amino acids. The record is from RefSeq and is a predicted model, not a curated record. The transcript is spliced from 2 exons. Gene Ontology annotation, biological process: protein polyglutamylation.
AUGUCACUAGUGCCUUUAAAGUCUCAAACACCGACUCCCGAAGAUUUAUUUUAUGAAAAUCUCACAUUGGGAUUGGCAAAAGUUCUUGCCAACAUUCCGCGGAUCACGAAUAUUACGUGUGAAAAGCGCCAGCCAUGUGAAAAAGCGCAAAUAACUGCUUGGGAGCAACGGCAUAAUGUUUACUUGCCAGAUGAUAUGAAGAGAUUUUAUCUUUCCACAGAUGGUUUUAAUUUUUGUUGGAGUUAUCAGUAUGCACCUAACGACAUUCGCAAAGUUGGUCACAUAAAUUUCCCGCAUUUGAUCCAAAUCACCUUGGUACGCGAAAACUUGGAAACAAUUAUGAAUUCUCCAAGCAAGAACAUGUCGCUGCAAAUUCCCGCGUCACUUCGACGACAAGGCUCCGACCACCUGACGAACGUCAAUGACCCCAAUUUGAAUACGAAAAGCAAGAUAUUCGAGUUGAGUACUAUCUUGGAUCUGGCAAAAGUUUGUAUGGUUUACACGCAACCCGAAGUAUCGCAUGCAAAGAUUUACAUUUUGGAGAUGGGAUCGUACAAAUGGCGCUUUCUCGCCGACUCUUUCACGGAAUAUCUCCGCAUGUGCAUCGUGCAUUUGGGUCUGCCGUACUGGGAACUUUGCUUUUCGAGUGUUUGUCUUCCAUCGUGGACCGAACAACUUUUUCUACUUUUGGCUCCGCAUUUACUCGAGAAAACCGAUAAUCGUCGGAGUCGGAGUUUGCACGCGACUGCUGAAAAUCCGCCGUACAACACAUUGGAUCCGUCUGUCUUUCGCAACAAGCCACGUUGCUCUCGCCAGCCACCUAAACGAUAG